Messenger RNA from Musa acuminata subsp. malaccensis (wild Malaysian banana), 837 nucleotides. RefSeq lists its product as uncharacterized. NCBI's taxonomy places the organism in Eukaryota, Viridiplantae, Streptophyta, Magnoliopsida, Zingiberales, Musaceae. The record is from RefSeq and is a predicted model, not a curated record.
CUCUCCCACCCCCCAUUCGCCCGACCACUAUUAACUCCCGCCAUACCUCCCACUCCACGCGCCCGAUCCUACUCGAGCCAUGAAGGUCUCCGGCGAGAACAACGGCCACCUUCCCUCUCCCACCGACGCCCGCCAUAAACUGGAACGCCGACGGCGGCGACGCAAGCUCUGCUGCCUUCUCUGCCUCCUUAUCCUCGCCCUCCUCAUCAUCGCCGCCGUCGUCCUCGCCCUCACCGUCUUCAAGGUCCGCGACCCGACGAUGGAGCUCGUCUCCACCACCGUCUCGGGGGUCUCCCCCAACAUCAGCCUGUCCUCCCUUCGCGUGGAGUUCAACAUCACCCUCGACCUGGCGGUGCGCGUCCGCAACCGCAACUACGCGUCCUUCGCCCACGCCUCCGGCGGCCACACUCAACUCCUCUACCGCGGGGCCGAGGUCGGGAAAGCCAGGGUGGAGCCCGGGCGGAUCCCGGCGCGGGGGACGGAGCUCCUCCGCCUUGCUCUGGAGGUGGAGGUGGACCAGCUCGCGACAGAUCUAGGCAGCCUCCUGGCGGACGCCGCCUCGGGGGCGGUGGCGUUCGACGCGGAGACAAGGAUGCCGGGUCGGGUCACCUUGCUGGGCUUCAUAAAGCACCACGCGGUGGCCACGUCCGACUGCCACGUGGUCAUCGGCGUUCCCGACCUCAGCGUGCAGAGCCAGGAGUGCGCCAUGAAGACGAAGCUUUAACCUCACCAGCGGUGGGCGGAAGCUGCUGUGACUACUAUUCGUGUUGGCUUUUCUAUUAUAGAGAGUAGCUUUUACGCAUAUCAUCUUCCAUAUACAUAACGUAUAGCUUUGAA